Molecule: messenger RNA, 1646 nt
Organism: Uranotaenia lowii
Lineage: Eukaryota; Metazoa; Arthropoda; Insecta; Diptera; Culicidae
Gene: Dnali1
Product: putative inner dynein arm light chain, axonemal
Exons: 2
Coding region: 169-918 (249 amino acids)
Cellular component (GO): axoneme; filopodium
Molecular function (GO): dynein heavy chain binding
Source: RefSeq, a predicted model, not a curated record
CUAGCAACCGGUUGCCUUUGGUAGUCACGGGCAGCCGCAGUUUGUAAAUCGGUUUGUUUAUUUGGCCCCUUUCGCUUUUUCAUCGAUGAAAAAGUCUGUCGGAUUAAAGGAAUUUUAAGAAAGUUACUCGGGGUGUGUUCCGUAAUUUGCGGUCAAGUUUUUCUCAAAAUGACCGAACGAAGCAUUGAGCUGCAGACAACUUUGGUGCGGUAUAACAAUCCGGUGCUGGUAGUCAAACAUGUCGAAAAAAAGGAAGGUCCAGUGGAUGUGGCUAAGGAACAGACGGGUCGUCCUGGAUCGGGAGGGGCCGUCAUAGUGGACAGUCCUCGUGAGACAGAAGAAAUUUUGAACUGUAUCUUGCCUCCGAAAACUUGGGAAGAGGAUGGGCAGCUGUGGACACAAACUGUGUCCAGCACACCUGCCACACGACAGGAUGUGAUCAAUUUACAGGAAAUGCUGGACACCAGACUGCAACAAACACAAGCUCGUGAAACUGGAAUUUGCCCUGUCCGAAGGGAGCUUUACACUCAGUGCUUCGACGAACUGAUCCGACAAGUGACGAUCAGUUGUACCGAGCGUGGUCUAUUGCUGCUCAGAGUAAGGGAUGAAAUCGCCAUGUCCAUGGAAGCAUAUGAAACUCUUUACUGCAGCUCUGUCUCGUUUGGAAUACGGAAGGCUCUGCAAGCGCAGGAGGGCAAGGAAAAACUACAGGAAAGGAUUCUUCUCUUGGAGAAAGAAAAAGAAAGUUUGGAAAGCUCGAUCAGCGACAUGAGAAUAAAGGCAGACCAAGCCGAAAGAAGAAAUGAAGAGUUGAGGGCGUCCGAGGAGAAAAAGCACGCCGAAGAGAUUGCAUUCUUGAAGAAGACGAACUCUCAGUUGAAGGCACAAUUGGAAGGAAUUAUUGCUCCCAAGAAGUGAAUUGGAUCCUGAUAGUUUUAGAUAACAAUAAUUGUUUAGUCGUAUUAAAAAUCUCACUUUUAUUUCAUAAUCUUUAGAAAUGCAAUGUGUUCAAACAAUUUCGUAACGAAAAAAAUGUUUGAUUGCUGCUUGCUCAAAUAUUCCGAAUAGUCAAACAAAAAUACUACUCAACAACGUUUCACGUUUCGCUUAAAUCUAGCAUUUCUCAUUGAUUUCCGGGAUAGCCUUGAACAGGUCUGCUACCAGACCAUAAUCGGCCACCUGGAAGAUUGGUGCCUCUGGGUCCUUGUUGAUCGCAACGAUCGUUUUGGAAUCCUUCAUACCGGCAAGAUGCUGGAUGGCUCCAGAAAUGCCCACCGCAAUAUACAGCUCCGGGGCCACAAUUUUACCGGUCUGGCCGAUUUGCAAGUCAUUUGGCACAAAGCCGGCAUCGACGGCGGCACGCGAAGCUCCAACGGCAGCGCCCCACUUGUCGGCCAGAUCGUACAGCAUUUUGAAAUUGUCACCCGAUUUCAUUCCACGUCCACCGGAUAUGAUGAUCUUGGCAGCCGUCAGCGAGGGUCGGUCCGAUUUCGUUAGCUCCUGGCUGACGUAUUGCGUCAGAUCAGUCUUGUAGGAACCCUCCGGGGCUUUCUCGACGGCUCCACUUCCACCGGCGCCCGCUGCUUCGAAGUUCGUUCCACGGAUGGUAAUCACUUUCACUGGGUCCUUGGAUUUCACCGUUUGGA